Messenger RNA from Paramecium pentaurelia, 1716 nucleotides. Lineage: Eukaryota; Ciliophora; Oligohymenophorea; Peniculida; Parameciidae. The record is from the annotation of a GenBank genome assembly.
AAUGUCUGUCAGAGCCUUAUAUUAAUCACAAUAAGAUGUUGGGAGAAAUAUCAAAAGGUAAUGAAUUACACAUAUAAAUUAGUUCAAAAAAAAAGUACACUUGGAAGUUUAGUAUAGAUGAUAAGGAUCAUACAAUUGAACUGUUUGUAUCAGGUUUAUCUGGAAAAAAGAAAGUUGUACAUAAUGGAAAAACCUUAAGGGAAGAAGCAUCGUAUUCUUAUUUUAUUUAUCUAUUAUUUUAGUGUCUUAGGAAGUUUUAAUUAUUCCAUGACCAUUUAAAGUAAUUUAUUAACAAUAUCAAAUAAUGGAGAUUUGUAUGACCUAAGGAUAAACAAUAUGUAAUUCAGUCAUCUUUAUCACAAUGGUAAUUUAUCAUCUGAAUUUAGAAAAAACAAAAAAAGAAUUUUAAUUUGAAGAUGGAUACAAUGAAGGAAACAAUUAAGAAGAUUAUUACUCUAAAUUACCAAAGCCAUCUAAAUAAAACAAACCAUUAUAUAAAGAAUAAGACUAAGGAUAUGAUUUUGGUUUGGUAGAUGAUAUAGAAAGGAUGGCUCCUAAGAAAGGAUUAGAAGAAUAAAAUGAGUUCAAUACUCAUUCUAAUUAUUAAUAAAAGUUAAACAUUUAAUUCAAACCUAAAGAUGAUCCAUAUGCUAAAUUUAACGAACCAAAGCCUUAAUAAAGACAAACCUAAUCAUUUUCAAAUAAACCUUAGCAACCACAAUCAACAUUUAAUUAAUAAUAAAUUAAAAAUGAUUUUGCAGAUUUUGGCAAUUUUCCAAAACCUCAAACCACAACAACUAAUGAAAAUGUCUUUGGAAAUUUUGGAUUUGGAUUUAAUGACACUUAAUAAUAAUAACCAAAACCAUAAUAAUAAUAAUAAUAAAAUUAAUUUUAACAAGACUUUAAACCAAAUCCUUUUGGAGAUUUUUAAUAACCUACUCAAUAAACUCAACCAACUCAACCCUUUUAACAAUAGGGACAAUCAUUUUAACAAUAGGGACAACCAUUUUUCUAAUAACCACCUCAAUAAUAGGUGAUAGAGUAACCAAAACCAAAACCUCCUCUUUAAACGAAUUUAUUAGAUUUUGGAGAUGAUCCCAUCCAACCCUAAUAAUAAUCGUAAAUACCACCUCCAUAAUAAUAAAGUUAAUAAUAAUUGUUAUACCAACAAUAGUAGGUUCAAUAAUAAUAAUAAUUACAGUAAUAACCUUUAUAUAAAAAUCCAAUCAAUUAACCAGUUUAAUAAAACCCAUAAUAUGCUUAAGCUCCACAAUAAUAAUAAUAAUAAUAAUAAUAAUAAUAAUAAUAAAAAGUUCUACCUUAAGAUUUAUUGGAUGCUUUUGAUGAUCCUGAACCAGUAGUAUCAUAACCAAAUUCAUAGUAAUAGCCUUAAUUCAAUAUAACUUCAUUAUAUUAAUAAUAAGUAAUUUUUACUUUUAUUGUAGCCUAAUGUUCCUAUACAGUCAUCAAUAGCAACAUAAUCCCCCCCAUAAUAAUAAUAAUUUGUAAUUAUAUUAUUUAUGUAAAUUUAGAGAUAAAGUAUGCCUAAUCAAUAUCAGCCUUAACCUUUUAAUCAAAUGCCAUAACAAUAAUAUUAGAAUCCUUAGAUUUCAAUUACAUAGUUAUAUAACCAACCAUAAGCUUAAAUCAACAUGAAUGUCCCAGUUUAAAUAAAUGUAAAAACAUAGUCAACUCCGUUUGAUGAUGUAUUUUGAA